Molecule: messenger RNA, 6081 nt
Organism: Oncorhynchus keta (chum salmon)
Lineage: Eukaryota; Metazoa; Chordata; Actinopteri; Salmoniformes; Salmonidae
Product: transmembrane and coiled-coil domain protein 3-like
Exons: 7
Coding region: 222-1766 (514 amino acids)
Cellular component (GO): endomembrane system
Source: RefSeq, a predicted model, not a curated record
AACUCAUCACCCUCGCGUUCGGCAGACCUUAAAGUGGGCGGUGUCGGAGUGCACGUUGUUUUCUUGUAUUUUAGGUCUUGGAAAGGAGAAACGAGAGUGGUCAGCUCAGUGUGUGAAGGGUUGGUCGACAUGGUGGGAGAGUACAGAUGAUGAAACAUUGAGAACGGAACACUAGACCGAUCAUAGUUCCUAAAUCGGACCGCGAGACGAACACGGUGAUUAUGCCCAGCGCAGCAGUGAGACGUUUAUCACAAGUCGAAAAAUACCUCAACAGCCGGAACGAUAUGGCGGAACGGAGCAGUGGCGAAGGGAACUCCCGGAACAUUCCGGAGUCGAUGCAUCACGGCAGCUUGGAGAACAACCUCGAUCUGGACCUGAGCGGCAUCCCAGACUCCCAACGCUACCUCGACUCCUCCCACCGCAGCCUAGACUCCUCCUACCGCUCCCUGCCCCCCGGACUCAACAGCUUGCAGCAGAAGAUCCUCAGGGUGACAGAGCAACUGAAGAUUGAGAAGGAGUCACGGGACGACAAUGUGAUAGAGUACCUGAAACUGGUGAACAGUGUCGACAAGCAGCAGGUGGGGCGCAUCAAGCAUGUCUUUGAGAAGAAGAACCAGAAGUCAGCUCACAGCAUUGCCCACAUGCAGAAAAAGCUUGAGCAGUAUCAUAAGAAGAUGAAGGACAGCAGCGAGAAGGACGCCAGCUCCCAACACCACAGCAUCUCUAAAGAGAGCUCAAAGGACAUGCUAAGCCACACCAUGAGCAACGUGAGCAGUGGUAGUGGACGACACCCACUGGACAAGAUCAAGACAGUAGGGCCUGGCGUCUCGCUCUCGCCACCCUUCUUUUUCAGCAAGCCCCGGGACUUUGCCAACCUCAUCAGGAACAAGUUUGGCAGUGCCGACAACAUCGCUCACCUGAAGACCUACCUCGACACGCCCUCUCCCUUCCACUCUGAAGGAACAGGGCGGGCCUUGAGUGGGAGUGCCACCUUAGUGAGUGGGAAGACCCCUGCCGCCACGUCCACGCCCAAGUACACCAGCGAUGAUGAGUGUUCCUCGGGCACGUCCCUGUCGGCGGACAGCAACGGGAACGCAAUGGCUCUGGGCGUUGGCCUGGGUCUAGAAGUGGGUGUCGGGGCGGUGAUGACCCCAGGGCAGAUCCUGGAGUCUGGGGACAGCCAGGAGAGGCUGGGCCUGACCACGGAAGAGGUUAGGGAGAUCAGGGAGGCCCAGGGGCAGCUGGAGGAGGACAUGGAGGGAUUCAAGACCCAGUUCAAGAAAGACUACAGCUUCAUCACCCAAACGCUGCAAGAGGAGAGAUACAGGUGUGAGCGGUUGGAGGACCAGCUGAAUGAUCUGACUGAGCUCCACCAGGCCGAGACAGCCGACCUGAAACAGGAGCUGGCCAGCAUUGAGGAGAGAGUGGCCUACCAAGCCUACGAGAGGGCUAGAGACAUACAGGAGGCCCUAGAGUCAUGCCAGACGCGGGUCUCUAAACUAGAGCUCCAGCAGCAGCAGCAACAAACCGUACAGCUUGAGUCCCGUGAUGCCAGGGUGCUUCUGGGUAAAAGUAUCAACAUCAUGCUCGCCAUCGUCACCGUGAUCCUUGUAUGCGUCUCCACGGCCGCCAAGUUCGCCGCACCCCUACUGCGGAGCCGUCGCCACGUGAUGGGCACCUUCCUGGGCAUGUGUCUGUUGGCGCUGUUCUGGAGGAACUGGGAGAAUCUACAGUGUGCUGUGGAGAGGGUCCUCGUGCCAGCCUGAGGGGGGACAAUAGUCUAAUGCUGUCCAUGUCACUCACUGCAACAAAUGAUCUAUGGACUGAUCUCAGAACUCCAACAAAACAGCCUAUUGGGGUAGUAAAAUGCAGAAGGUGCAUAAUGCAAAAGAAGUCCGCUGGGGGGAAAUGGAGCUAGCAAAGCAUGGUCACUGACUGGUUAAUCACAUCACGUAGAAUAACACUGAAUAUCAAGACAUUGUGGGGUGAAUGAACACACAAUGACUGACACAACAACAGAAACGACAACCACACUGCUUAAGAAUGUUGUAAUCCUUGAUCAAUGCUGUUUCUCGCAAUUGUAAGGUUUAAUCGAUGCUCCCAGAAACAAGUCUUGCAGUAUUAAGUCCAUCAUGAGAGACUACUGACUUCAACAUAUAGGUUCUCUAUUGGUCAGAAGAGGGGAUGCUGUCCAGAUCGUACUGCAACAAAUAAUUUCCAGACAGUCAGAUCACGUGCAUAGUGCAGAAGAAUUGCGAUAGAGCAAAGCAUGAUUGGGGAAAGAUGGGAGCUGGGUAAAGCAUGGUUACUAACUGACUGACUGUUCAUUAUACAGUAUAUUGCUGGAUCACAAUCUCCAAUGGCUCUGAGAGGGUUGGUAGGUUGGUCACGGCACACAAUCAUCAGAAGGCACGGUUGCAUCACGGUUGUCUUACGGUCGCAGAGGUUCAUGGUUCUUCACCCUAUCCACGCCAUCAAUACACACACGCACACACACAACUCAGCCUUACAGUCCACAAUACAGGAGUCAGGGAGGUGGACAUCUUGUUUUGAUCUUUUAUGUCUUAAGGCUUAUGUCUUACAGCCAAUCCUCAUUCCUUCUUUAUUACCUUGCCUGCAGUCAGAAGUUUGUCAGCCUUCUUUUACAACUGUUGUUGACUUGGUUAGUUUACUUCUUUUAUUGGAUACAUUUUAAAAGUGAAAUAUGUUUGAUUGCUUCUUCUUUUUUUUUAACAGCCACUUGUUUGUUUGUUUGUUUAUAGGAAAGGAUGUUCUCUGUUUCCCUCUAGAUGGAGAAAUGACGGGAUGCUGUCUGAAGGUUUUGGGGGAUGUAAAAAAAAGAAUCAUAUAUAUAUUUUCUCAUAUAGAAACGUAUACAUACGAACAACAAAUUACAGACACAGCCAAACAAUGACUACAUCUCAUCUGCCCGGAAACAGCAUGCUCACACCCCCAUCCCUAGUGCCUGCAUUAUUGUUUGCCACCCUUCCUGAAAUUGCACCAAUUUGUUUUUCUCAGUCGCCCCUACUAUUUCCAUAUUUCAAUAAUACCGAAUGCCAAUAGUUAAAAAUGAAUAGAUAGAGAAAGUAUUUCUCGGAGAGGAGGAGGGACUGAUAAGGUUGAUUUGACCAUUUGAUUGAUGUAUGUUGACCUUCUAGAGGAAGUAGUGGACUCUCCAUAACACUGUCAUAUGAGGCUUUGGGUUCUUUUACUGUUCCUCUCAAAACACUUUUUUUUCUGUUCCAGUGGGUGAUAGGCUCGCUAGCUACUCUAGUCCAAUGAGAAGCAACUGAGCAUUGAGCAGCCUUACAUAUAUAUAUACUCCACAGUGGACAGAGGACCCUACAGGUUUGCUUCAAGAUAAGCCAUAAAAGGAGUAUAUUUUAUGGGACGUCUGGGGGGGGGGGGUCGACUAGUACGAGGACUAGUAUCUGUAUGUGGACUUAACAUGACAGAUACAGACCAUGUCUAAUGUUUGUUUGUUGUAAUAACAUUUCCUCUAAUUUGUUUGUUUGUAUUGACCUAGUCACGCACAGACGGGGUUUUUGUUAUUUACCUGCUGCUGACUGUAUGUACAGUAUGAGAUUUGGGUAAUACUUUAUUUUACAGCACAGUUUAAGAUGGUUCUAGUGUUUGCAAGACUCGGGUAACUUUCCCAAAAUGUCCAUGUUUUCCAUAAAUCCUGUUUUAUUAGGAUUCCCAAUUCUCUGCUUAUUCCCAUUUUGAUUCCAGGAAUCUUCCAACCAUGGAUAUGGGGAAAGUUACCGGUAUUUUGCAAUUAUUACGUAAUUAGCGUUUUAACAUUUUCAUUUCUAACUAUAGUACCUGCUAAACAGGGGGUACAGAGAUGAUUUAUGUUCCUCUGUUUGUAACGCCAGGAUAGUGGGUUCGAUUCCCGGGACCACCCAUACGUAGAAUGUAUGCACACAUGACUGUAAGUCGCUUUGGAUAAAAGCAUCUGCUAAAUGGCAUAUAUUAUUGAUUACACCUGAAGAAUUUUCCUGAACAUGGAUUAGAUUUAUUACAGUCUCUUAUUCAUCUUCAGUGAACAUGGAUUAGAUUCAUUAGUCUCUUAUUCAUCUUCAGUGAACAUGGAUUUGAUUCAUUACAGUCUCUUAUUCAUCUACAGUGAACAUGGAUUUGAUUCAUUACAGACUCUUAUUCAUCUUCAGUGAACAUGGAUUAGAUUCAUUAGUCUCUUAUUCAUCUUCAGUGAACAUGGAUUUGAUUCAUUACAGUCUCUUAUUCAUCUACAGUGAACAUGGAUUAGAUUUAUUACAGUCUCUUAUUCAUCUUCAGUGAACAUGGAUUAGAUUCAUUAGUCUCUUAUUCAUCUUCAGUGAACAUGGAUUUGAUUCAUUAGUCUCUUAUUCAUCUUCAGUGAACAUGGAUUUGAUUCAUUACAGUCUCUUAUUCAUCUUCAGUGAACAUGGAUUAGAUUCAUUAGUCUCUUAUUCAUCUUCAGUGAACAUGGAUUUGAUUCAUUACAGUCUCUUAUUCAUCUACAGUGAACAUGGAUUUGAUUCAUUACAGUCUCUUAUUCAUCUUCAGUGAACAUGGAUUAGAUUCAUUAGUCUCUUAUUCAUCUUCAGUGAACAUGGAUUUGAUUCAUUACAGUCUCUUAUUCAUCUUCAGUGAACAUGGAUUUGAUUCAUUAGAGUCUCUUAUUCAUCUUCAGUUAACAUGGAUUAGAUUCAUUCGUCUCUUAUUCAUCUUCAGUGAACAUGGAUUUGAUUCAUUACAGUCUCUUAUUCAUCUACAGUGAACAUGGAUUAGAUUUAUUACAGUCUCUUAUUCAUCUUCAGUGAACAUGGAUUAGAUUCAUUAGUCUCUUAUUCAUCUUCAGUGAACAUGGAUUUGAUUCAUUACAGUCUCUUAUUCAUCUACAGUGAACAUGGAUUUGAUUCAUUACAGACUCUUAUUCAUCUUCAGUGAACAUGGAUUAGAUUCAUUAGUCUCUUAUUCAUCUUCAGUGAACAUGGAUUUGAUUCAUUACAGUCUCUUAUUCAUCUACAGUGAACAUGGAUUAGAUUUAUUACAGUCUCUUAUUCAUCUUCAGUGAACAUGGAUUAGAUUCAUUAGUCUCUUAUUCAUCUUCAGUGAACAUGGAUUUGAUUCAUUAGUCUCUUAUUCAUCUUCAGUGAACAUGGAUUUGAUUCAUUACAGUCUCUUAUUCAUCUUCAGUGAACAUGGAUUAGAUUCAUUAGUCUCUUAUUCAUCUUCAGUGAACAUGGAUUUGAUUCAUUACAGUCUCUUAUUCAUCUACAGUGAACAUGGAUUUGAUUCAUUACAGUCUCUUAUUCAUCUUCAGUGAACAUGGAUUAGAUUCAUUAGUCUCUUAUUCAUCUUCAGUGAACAUGGAUUUGAUUCAUUACAGUCUCUUAUUCAUCUUCAGUGAACAUGGAUUUGAUUCAUUAGAGUCUCUUAUUCAUCUUCAGUUAACAUGGAUUAGAUUCAUUAGUCUCUUAUUCAUCUUCAGUGAACAUGGAUUUGAUUCAUUACAGUCUCUUAUUCAUCUACAGUGAACAUGGAUUAGAUUUAUUACAGUCUCUUAUUCAUCUUCAGUGAACAUGGAUUAGAUUCAUUAGUCUCUUAUUCAUCUUCAGUGAACAUGGAUUUGAUUCAUUACAGACUCUUAUUCAUCUACAGUGAACAUGGAUUUGAUUCAUUACAGACUCUUAUUCAUCUACAGUGAAUAUGGAUUUGAUUCAUUACAGACUCUUAUUCAUCUACAGUGAACAUGGAUUUGAUUCAUUACAGACUCUUAUUCAUCUACAGUGAACAUGGAUUAGAUUCAUUACAGACUCUUAUUCAUCUUCACUGCAUAAUAAUAUGAUUUAUCUGCUCUCAUACAUUAUGUGCCUUCUUGUAUGCAACAAUUCUGUUUAAAUUAAACAAAAAAAUGUAGUCAACAAACCACUCCAUGAUAUUUGAGCGAGUGGGAUAUUUUGUGCUUGCCUGUCAGAUAUUUGCCUAUGAUUAAAAAAAAAAUUAAAGUCAGGAAUACCACCUUAGUGGUAUGAAUGACAGUAAUGGUCAAAAUAAUGAAUAAACUAAUGAAAUAAAGUAAUUAUUAGUUCA